AUCAGGUGCCCUGAGAGGGUGAGAGCUGCCAAGAGUCCAGAUUUCCUACAACGGGGCAAGGUGACUGUGCGUGGGCAUUCGGACUGGACCCCAGAGCUGUGGAUCUUUUAAACCUUCGCUGGGAGUAGUGACUUUGCGCUGUUUCUAUGGAGCUGUUGCCCCCACCACUGCGGGACAUGGAAGUCACUGAGGGAUCUCUCUGCGCCUUCCCGACCCCCGACGACUUCUACGACGACCCCUGUUUCAAUACCUCAGACAUGAGUUUCUUUGAAGACCUGGACCCCAGGCUGGUGCACGUGACUCUUCUGAAACCAGAGGAACCCCACCAUAACGAGGAUGAGCACGUGAGGGCCCCCAGUGGGCACCAUCAGGCUGGCAGGUGCUUGUUGUGGGCAUGCAAAGCCUGUAAGAGAAAGACAACCAAUGCCGACAGGAGGAAGGCCGCCACUAUGAGGGAGAGAAGGAGACUCAGCAAGGUCAAUGAAGCGUUUGAGACCCUGAAGCGAUACACCUCAACUAACCCCAACCAAAGGCUCCCCAAAGUGGAGAUCCUGCGCAACGCGAUUCGCUACAUAGAGAGCCUCCAGGCUCUGCUCCACGACCAGGAUGAGGCUUUCUACCCGGUUCUGGAACAUUACAGUGGGGACUCAGAUGCCUCAAGCCCCAGGUCCAACUGCUCCGAUGGCAUGAUGGAUUAUAACAGCCCCCCCUGCGGCUCCAGGAGAAGGAACAGCUACGACAGCAGCUUCUACAGUGACAGCCCAAAUGACUCGAGACUUGGGAAAAGUUCAGUGAUCUCCAGCCUUGACUGCCUCUCCAGCAUCGUAGAGCGGAUCUCCACCCAAAGCCCCAGCUGCCCCGUCCCCACAGCUGUGGAUAGUGGAUCCGAGGGCAGUCCCUGUUCUCCCCUGCAGGGGGAGACAUUGAGCGAGAGAGUAAUCACCAUCCCUUCUCCCAGCAAUACCUGCACUCAACUGUCCCAGGACCCCAGCAGCACCAUCUAUCACGUCUUAUAGGCUUCAGCCUGCCUCCUGCUGGUUGCUGAUUUCCAUUAACAGGAUUCUCUCCUAAUUCCUUCCCAAUCCAUGAACUUCCCCUUUAUUUAUUGGUUUGUCCUGGCCAAAGGAUUCUGCCAUAUUUCCAAUGUAAAUAACCAAGCCCCUCCCAAUAUCCAAUCAGAUUGCAGCUGGUGUUGAAGGACAGACCACUCUGGAACCUUAGGGGUUACAUGACCUGCCAAUGUUGUGUUGAGCACGGACAAUGGGGCAAUUCCCCCCUGAGGCCAAAGGAAACUUGCGGACCACUUUUUGUAAGAUUUUUUUAUAGAUUUGUAAAUAAGAGGUGAUUGUGCCUUAUUUAUGUGCUUGGUGUGUUGUGCCAGAUGCUCCUUUAUAUAUUUAUACUGUGUGAAUGCUCCGGAUGCUUCCAGAAUAUUCUAAAUAAAGUACCUUAUUUAUAAAC
Xenopus laevis (African clawed frog) is the source of this 1461-nucleotide messenger RNA. It is a transcript of the gene myod1.S, whose product is annotated as myogenic differentiation 1 S homeolog. Gene Ontology annotation, biological process: regulation of transcription by RNA polymerase II; regulation of DNA-templated transcription; skeletal muscle cell differentiation. Gene Ontology annotation, cellular component: nucleus. Gene Ontology annotation, molecular function: DNA-binding transcription factor activity, RNA polymerase II-specific; RNA polymerase II cis-regulatory region sequence-specific DNA binding; protein dimerization activity. Lineage: Eukaryota; Metazoa; Chordata; Amphibia; Anura; Pipidae. The record is from RefSeq and is marked provisional.